AUGAAGCACCCGGCGGUGAUCCUGGGCGUAUGCGCGAUGGAUAAAAAGUCUCGGAGCAGCGCGAUGCGAGAGAUCCUGACGCGCAUCGAGGCGUUCGGGGAGUUUGAGAUCGUCGUCUUCGGCGACGAGCGCAUCGUGAACGAUCCGGUGGAGACGUGGCCUCGGGUCGACGCGUUGGUGUCGUUUUACUCCAAUGGGUUCCCGUUACAAAAGGUGGAGGCGUACGUGGAGCUGGUGAAACCGUUCGUGGUGAACGAUCCGCACGACCAGUGGACGCUGCUCGAUAGGCGAUUGGUGUACAAGCGAUUGCAGGAGCAUAACAUCCCGGUGCCGAAUCACAUCGUGGUGAAUAGGAAUGAUUACGUCAAGAGAGGGGGGUUACGGAAGAAGCCAAAGGGAGACGAGGUCGCUCUGCCGGAUCAGCCGACGUUUGAGCCGAAGGAGUUUAGUCAGGAUGAAGAAUACGUGGAGAUUCAAGGGAAGCGGAUAUGCAAGCCGUUCGUGGAGAAGCCGGCGAACGCGGAGGAUCACAACAUAUUCAUUUAUUAUCCACACAGCGUGGGCGGGGGGUACAAGCGACUUUUUCGGAAGAUUGGGAAUCAGUCAAGUCAGUACUACCCUCCACCGGAACCCGUCGGCGACGGGUUGCCGUACACGCCCGUGCGGGAGACGACGUCUUUCAUCUACGAGGAUUUCAUGUCCACGAACGGUACCGACGUUAAGGUGUAUACCGUGGGGCCUAACUACGCGCACGCCGAGGCGAGGAAGAGUCCGGUCGUAGACGGGAGAGUACAGCGAGACGAGAGCGGCAAGGAGGUGCGCUACCCAAUUUUACUCACUCCAGAGGAGAAGGAAAUCGCUCGACGAGUCGUCUUGGCGUUCGGACAGAACGUGUGUGGGUUCGAUCUACUUCGUGCGAAGGGUAGGAGUUACGUCUGCGACGUCAACGGCUGGAGUUUCGUAAAGAAUUCGAAAAAGUACUACGACGACGCCUCCGUGUGUUUACGUGCAAUGAUUUUGAAGGCCGUCGCUCCGAAUCAUUUGAGCACCAAACCCGCCCAAAAAGCCGCAGCCUCUCGUGCUGACGAGCCUGACGUAAUUUCUACGGAUGGAUUCACCGAAGCUGAGCUGAACGACUUCAUUCCCGAAAGGGUGCCAACGCCCACACCGAGCGAACCCGCGGAGGAGCUUCGCGCAGUUUUGGGUGUUAUCCGACACGGUGAUCGCACUCCCAAGCAGAAAAUGAAACUGCGCGUCACCAAUCCCGAGUUGCUGAGCCUGAUGCUCCGAUGCACGAACGGUCGCACUAGAAAGCAGGCCAAACUCAAAACUCCUCAACUGCUUCAAGAGCUCUUGGACAUUUGCAGAGACAUUUACGCGGGACUAGCUGAACGUUCUUCUCAAGCAGACAUCACUCUGAGCGAAGAGGCGCUAGAAGAACUCGAGGCGUGGAAACAAAUAGUAUCCAUUCUCGAGGAAGGCGGUCACUUCAGCGGGAUUAAUCGCAAGGCACAGCUCAAACCUCUAGAGUGGGAGAAGGUUGAAGGAGAAAACGACGUACAAAAUGAAAAGGUUGUCGAGGCGCUUCUGAUCAUUAAAUUUGGCGGAGUACUUACAUACUUGGGUAAAUACCAGGCCGAAGCGCUAGGUAAGGCUUUCAGAGUUCGUAUGUACCCACGAGGCAAUUAUUACGGCUCCGACGCCGACGGAUUACUUCGAUUGCACUCGACGUACCGUCAUGACCUGAAGAUUUACUCCUCUGAUGAGGGGCGCGUGCAGAUCACUGCAGCAGCCUUCGCGAAAGGUUUACUCGCUCUGGAUACGCACCAUGGUCAGUUGACGCCAAUUUUGGCUUCUCUUGUCACCAAGGAUGCAAAGCUGCUAGACUUUGUCACCCACGAUGUCGAGGAAGAUAUCUUACACUCAAAGCACAAGCUGUAUGCGGCGAUGACAUCGAAGCCGGAUCGUCGGCCAAGUGAAACUGAAACAGAAACCGGAGCCUUGAAUCAGACGUUGCGCUUUGCUUCGUUAAACAAGUUCAAGAUUGUUACUCAAAUGGUGAUCGCAUCGCAUCGAAUCCAGUCGGCUCGCGAUUUCUCCUCUUCGGGAUCCCCGCCUGACACGAAUCGAGGCUCUGGUUUUGUGAUCAAGGAGAAACUUAUGGGUGUGCCGAAUCAACCGCUGCGGAAACUUGAGAAAAUGUACGAGCUCACCAAAUUCAUCGCAGUCCAGCUUAGAACGACGCUGAUGGCACAACAGACAAGGUACGACAUGUCUCCUGGAGCAGGAAUCACAAAGCCGGAUACUCGUUCUGCUCUUGCCCCUCGCGGUUCUCUUCCGAAGGGUGGUAUUCAACAGCUGAAGGAGAUGACUCUCCCUGCUGGAGGGGAAUCGUUCUUACUCAUGUACUCGAGAUGGAAGAAGCUGGCAGAGGAUCUGUACCACUCACGGAAAGAGCGAUUUGAUAUUUCCAAGGUUCCGGACGUGUAUGAUGCGGCCAAGUACGACGCAAUUCACAACGAGCACCUUGCGUUGGAUGGACUGGAAGAGUUAUAUGAGAUUGCGAAGGAACUCGCGGACUGCAUCGUGCCAAACGAAUACGGCACUACUACUUCCAGUAAACUGCGAAUCGGUGGUACGAUUGCGGCAGGUUUGAUUGGAAAGCUGCUGAGUGAUCUGAACAGCACUCGCGAGGAGUCGUUCGCUGUCGAAACUGGAAUCGACAGCGGUAUGCGUCGUAUGUCCAUAAGUGAAAAAUCAUCAGCGGUAGUUUUGAAAGAAGAAGAGGAUGGUGAGCCAAUUGACGAAGAGGCGGACGAAAAUAAUGAGGAAAUCGAGGAGCUCAACACAACACGCUUGAAUUUGCGCUACGCAACAGCUCAUGGCGUUCAUAGCCCAUUCAGACACGUGCGCACUCGACUGUACUUCACGUCGGAAUCACACUUACACUCGCUUCUAAAUGUUUUGCAGUACGCUCAUCUUGAUAAUACUCGGGAUGUUGAACGAGAAGGCCGAUCAGCUCAAAGUGCAGCUGCGAGUGAUCAGAGCGACGGAGACAAGCCGAGUGCUUUGAUCUUUACCCCAGGCCCUCGAUCGAGCCCGAGCAAACCUCCCGGCUUACCCCUUGGAAGUCCUCCAAUGAGAUCACCGACUCUGGGCUCGCCUAAGGGUGAAAAGUCCGUUCAAAGGGGAGCCCAACCCGAUGAAGCACAACCUCAGGUUCGCGCGUCCCUCAUCAAUGACAGCUUGAGAGCGCUUAUCAGUCGAGAGAAAGAGCUGGAUUACCUCACGCAUAUCGUGUUCCGUAUGUUUGAACGCUUUCAAGUCCCUCCAUCGGAUCCGAGGCGAUUUAGAAUUGAAAUCUUGUUCUCCAACGGUGUGAACAUGCAUCCGUUCAAGAACAACACAGUUGACAUUUUCGACAAGAUUGUGGGGGGUGCCUCGUCGUCUGACAAGGGCGCGGAGAGACGCGAUGAUGAGGACAUAUCUGAUGAGUUGCUUAAAGAGGUUCCCAUACAAAAUGAUCGAAUCAAGCGCGAUGAUCCGUAUCUUACCCUGAGCACGAUGGAGGAGUAUCUCGCCAACUUCAACCGGCGAGGAAAUCGUGACUCACAUGUCGACACGCCUGGCAAGAAGGCCCGGUCGUCGAGCGUUGGAAGCGAUGGAGGCAAAUCGGGGUCGGCAAAAAGUUUGUUCGCGUGA
Molecule: messenger RNA, 3702 nt
Organism: Ostreococcus tauri
Lineage: Eukaryota; Viridiplantae; Chlorophyta; Mamiellophyceae; Mamiellales; Bathycoccaceae
Product: Histidine phosphatase superfamily, clade-2
Exons: 1
Coding region: 1-3702 (1233 amino acids)
Biological process (GO): inositol metabolic process; inositol phosphate biosynthetic process
Molecular function (GO): diphosphoinositol pentakisphosphate kinase activity; inositol hexakisphosphate kinase activity; 5-diphosphoinositol pentakisphosphate 1-kinase activity
Source: RefSeq, a predicted model, not a curated record